Molecule: messenger RNA, 10398 nt
Organism: Lineus longissimus
Lineage: Eukaryota; Metazoa; Nemertea; Pilidiophora; Heteronemertea; Lineidae
Product: zinc finger and BTB domain-containing protein 11-like
Exons: 2
Coding region: 233-2578 (781 amino acids)
Source: RefSeq, a predicted model, not a curated record
UGAAGACUGCCAUUUUCCUGAAAGCACGACAAUAAAACCAUUUUCUAACAAAUAUGCAACAUUGUUUAGAGAUUUCUAUACCCCAGCCUGAUAGAUGUGAAGUCAGGCUGGUGCCAGUAACCGCCCUUCUCAAGGAAUAAGGAAUAAGCAACAAAAGACGGUGAAACGUUUGAAACAGCACAACCACUUUGCUUGAUUUAUUUACUUGGUGCAAUAAUUUGCUGCUGUAUCCAUGAUGAGCUCAUCGCAAGACAAUAAGGGCCAGAUGCCUGGACAUUGCCCAACACCGCCGAUAACUUCGGCACCGUUAUACGGACCUCAGCACGGACGUCACUUGCCUCAGGGGAGCCCCAGUCCGAGCCCGAGCAGUGCUUUCUUUCCGGCGCAAUGUAGCACUGGGGGAUUUAGUAAUUACGGAGGCGAUCCGCAGUCCCGGACACCUCCAACUCACCCGUCGUUAAUGAGGCCACCGGCAGACGAUGGACAGAAUCUAAACGCCGGUUUUGGUUUUGAUACGAAAUAUUUAGAGGACUAUUUGAAAGUGAUCGAGUCUUUCCAGGGUGGCGCUGGUGGCGAUACUCGCAACUAUUACGACUCGAGAAACUUUUAUGACGCAAAUCGGUCGUUGCAGAGUUUAGCUGACACUUUUAAUUACAUGUAUGCUAAUUCUCUGAGGUCGUCUGUUGGCAAUAAUUACCCCUCUUCCAACCAGCAAGAAUCGUAUGGUACUAGUCGUUCCCGAUCAGUUGGGCUACCCCCGAUGCAACAACCAAUGCCGCAAUCAUCGCUGCGUCAUUCUGACUUGCACGCGUCGCAGAAUGAUCUUCGUCAUUCGGGAGAUAUGCAGAUGCAAACUCAGAAUGAUUUUCAAAAUAUUCAACCAAAGAUGGAGAUGCCGGAGCCCCCGGACCCCCCAAACCAUACCCAUAACAACGUUCAUGGCCUCCCGCCAAUGUCAAGCGCUUCCUGUCGGAUGAACAUGAACACUAAUAAUGUUCCGAGACGAUCAAAUUACCUUGACAGCAAUAGUCACAUGGACUCGAUGGAGCUCCCGAGGAAUGGCGCAGUAAGUGACCACAUGGACAGUCCGCCAACGCCUAACUCGGUGUCGCAGCCCGUGGUGACAAUGUCGCCGCCUCUCCACACCCCCACAGAGCCAAACCAUUCGGUGAACACGCCAAUCGAAACGAACAACGUUGCAAGUACGAAUAACCAUACCAACAGCAACCAUGCUCCUAUCAAGCUGAAGAUCACAGUGCCCCCUAUUUCCAGUCAGGUAAACGACAAAGAUAGUGAUGCCGAUGGAUCUGAUAACGAUUCUGAUAUCGAUGAUGUAGAACUUAGUGAUGAAGAUGCUUUGUCGGAGGCAUCGGACCCGGACGAUGUUGCAGACAGCGACAUGAGCUCCAUCGAUGAUCACGAUGAUGAUUUGGACGAUGAUGAUGAUCUUAACGACGAUAUCAAAGAUGAACCAUUGAAAAGCGAUCCCGAUGAUACGGAUGAUGAAAAGACGGAUAUUGAAGAUUACAGCGACUACAAGCGGGAAAACGGCAACGGUCUGUUGACUGACAUCAAAGAGGAGGUGCUUGAGAAGGACGAACUGGACGAGGUGAUCCCGGCAAAGAAGCGACGAGGCAGGAAAGCAAAACCACAGCGCGUGAUUCCCGAUGGCGAGAAGAAGAAGAGAGGUCGGCCUCCAAAAGAUGGCGUAGCGAAACGAGAGCGAGAUCCUUCAAAAGUAAGGAAAGGGAGACGUAAAGGUAAAGGAACAAAGGUUUGUGAGAAGUGUGGUCGCAAGUUUGAGCGUAACGAUACGUAUCAGCGCCAUCUGUUACAGCAUGAUACCAUUCAGAUGUUCGAGUGUAAUAUUUGUGGGUGUAAGUAUGAGCGUCAGGAACAUUUGACACGUCACCAUAGAUCGCACACUGGCGUCACCUAUAGGUGUGGUUAUUGUGACAUGUCGUUCAAACAGCAGCGCCCAUACCGGGAUCACAUGCUGUCACUGCACGGUCAAAAGAAGCCGUUUAUCUGCACCUAUCCCGGAUGCCUGUUUCGCGCAGCGACACCAUCGCAGGUCGAGAAGCAUGCGGAAAUUCACGGGCCCGAGAAACAUUACAAAUGCGAAAAAUGUGGCCGCGAUUUUGCGCAGGUUAACGGGUUGCGCUCGCAUCAGCGCAGCUGCUACGAGAAGCGUCAAUACUUAUGCGACUAUUGCGGCGCCAAGUUCAAUUUUCUCGGAAGUUUGAAAUCGCACCGUUACAUCCACACUGGCGAAAAACCGUACGCGUGUUCUGAAUGUGACGCGCGAUUCACCGAUCAUCGCAAUUUACGGCGUCACCGUUUGAUCCACGAGAAUGCGUACCCAUACCCGUGCGAAUUCUGUGACAAGAAGUUCCGCCAUUCGAAUUCGUUGAAGGCGCACAACAAGAUGCAUCAGAAUUGUACGCAGUGGGACCGCCCGCCCGAGGUUCACCCGAGUCAACAUCCGGGCCCGAUGCCCGCGAUGGAGUACCUUUUGGCCAAUGUAAUGAACCAGGCAACUUUGAACCAAGCAGCGAUGAAUCCUGCUACAUGUUGAAAAAUGCCAGGCGACCCUCCGAUAGCUUGGAGGAGGCAUUUUAAAGUUGUCGGCUUAGGCCUUAUUGCUCAGAAUAGCAAUUGUCGAGAAAUUGUCAGCUAGGAGAAGAGGCGUGUCUCCUGUUUUACGACGUUUGGGUAUGUUGCCAUGACGAUCAGGGGUCUUAGCAGUUUCGGGAUGGUUUGGAUGCAUCUUGAAUCCAAACAGUAGAUUUAGACUCGUUGAGAAACUUUACAGCUGCUAACGACAGAAAAUAGGUGAAUGAAUAAGGUCAGAUUUUAAGAUGCAAAUUGAUUAAUUGGUUAAUUGAUGGAUUGGAGGGUGAUGCUGAGUGCUAGGGGGGACUGUGCUGUCGAGGACAAUAUUUUAGACCGGGUUUCGCUUUCUGGUUACCGCCAGUAGCAACCCUAAUUGGUGCUUAUGGUAAGAUACGAUUCGCUGGCUUUCCCCUGGAAACGAGGUUUAUUAAUAGCGAUAAAACACAGUAAUGGCUGUGCGAUGGAAAAUAUUCUACGAUUUUACCACUGAGUGGUAUGAUGGACAAAUUUAUUGAUCAUUUGAAAAUGUUGGGUAGAAUUAAGCUGAGGUGGUGUCCACGUUUCGCUCCAAUUAAGAAAAACAGAAAAGGGCCAGUUUACUCCCAACAGAGUUGGAUUAAAUUGGCUUUAUGAAUAUAAAGAUGUUUCACUUCUAAUCCAAAGAAUAAUGCAUAUUUAGAAAAUUAUAGGGAAGGACAUGGCCUUGAUUGUAAGACCUAAUAAUUUGAAAAUCAGCGAAAUAUUAAUCAUCUAUUGAUGUUUGAAGUGUACUGCCUGGUGGCACCACCUAUUAGAUUGGUUGGAAAUGAUUGAAUUGGGUAGAAUAAUUGGCGAAUCCAUAUCUUGGACAGGCGCUGCGAAAGAUUUUGGUCAAGAAUCAUGACGAUAAUUUGUUGUACAUAACAUUUAUUGAACAAUUAGACUUUUAUUCUAUAUCGCCACGGCGCGCGUCGAAGUUUUAAACACAAUCAAAGUAAUUUCGUAUAUUAACCGAAAGUUAUACACUCUGUAUACACCUAUAUGUCACUAGUGUAACAGUUCUUUUGGAUCCCUUACUAUUCAUGUAUAUGUUAUCUAUAGGCCUAGCUACAUCUGCAUGUAUCAUGAUCGACUAAAUUUUAGUUCAAAAUCGAUUGCUUUGAGUUUGAAUUUUGAAAUGAAAGUUGACAAAGUAGGGGUUUUGAUUCGUUGAUGAUUUGUUGAUUUAUAGUCAGUAGAAGAUCAGGAAUGUAUUUUUGGGUUGGUUUGAUUUCUUAGCUAGUCAACCUUGGCGUUUCAUAAUGUGUGCUUGCUAGAGGAAAAAACGACAAUCGAUUUGGGCCUUCAUUCAGGGGGUUGUGUUUAAAACUCAACUGGGAAAGCCCAAAGGGGUGAAUGACUGCUUGCCCAAAAGUAAAAAAACUACACCCACUAUAAAGUUUGUGUGGUCAGUACGUUUUGUAUUGACAUCAGAACUAAUGAGUUGCUAUUAGUAUUAGGUGUGUUGUGGUUUAGAGGGACUCCCAAGACUCAUUAUGAAUUGCAGGGUUCGUCUUUAAUUUGAUUUAUUUUUGUGAUUUCGUAGCUUGAAAUGGUACAGCCAGUUGAAUAGUUGAACGAGAAUUGACUUAGGCAGUGCAGACGGCGAUUCACUAUACAUCUUUUCCGAUAAGUUUCUUUGGCCUUGUGUUAUGUGUAACAUAUAUCAAACUAUUAUAUGUCGUAUAGAAUAUAAGUAUUAUGGCUUCAUGUGCUGUGAAUGUUUACGUUAGAGAAUUUUGAUAUAUUGCUAGAGUUUCUUUGAAGGGAGUUUUUGUCACAGCUAAAAAUUGCUUUUCUCCUUCCCUCGAGUCAAAGGUCUCAAAGGAAAAGAUCGGAUUCUUAUGCUCAGGCACCAUCAUUUAGGCUUAUUCCUUUUGGCAUUGAUUUUUGAAAUCGGUUGGUUGGGUUGAUUUUCCCUUGACAAGGCAGAGCAUGACCUACUACCAGUGAUGUUUGAAUCAUAAGUAAGACAUGUAAGGAAAACUUUUUCUAGCAUUGAUAGGAAUGGGACUGUCCCGUGAUAGCAAUGGGACUGCCCAGAUUGUUUUUUUUUGUUUAAAAAUGGACAUUUGAUAUGAUUCGAGACUUCUUUUCUUGCCUACCUAUCUUGUUUAGUUUAAAAUCCCUUAAAAAUCUAUGGUUAUGUUUUUCUUCAAAUUUUCCUUUCUUAAUUUUAAGUUUGGUUUUGAUUCAAGUUUCCAGGAAUCCCUUGUUUGUUUUCCAGAGUGAACUCCACGGUUUUUCUCAGUGUUCUUUCUCUAGGACUUUCCUCACCUCAUGUUUGUCUUGAAGUUUUCUCAAGCUAUGUUGCAUGUUUUAGUUAUGCUGUUCUAUCAGUAUCAGUCCCUGUGAGUUCUUUGCGGGCAAGCAUAAAAAGCUUUAUUGCAGAAUGGGACCCUACUUGUACAAGACUUCCUUUGAGUUGCAGGGUGAACCAAAACCAAAAUAUUGAAGUGGUUUAAGGGUUGACCGUGGGGACCACCACACUGGCUAGAACUUGGAAACCUGAUCCGAGAUCUUUCAAAACAGAGUGAAUGCCAAUUUCAAGGUUGGGAAGUAGUUCUUUGUUUGCCAAAGAGCAGCCUCCCAGGUUUUAAAUGGACAUUCACUUCAUUUUGAAGGAGUUCUCAUUGCUGUAGGAUUUCAAGUUCUGGCAAAAAUGGUGGUACCUAUGGUCAGCCCUUUAGGCACCCUCCCUCUCUCCAGUACCUUUUCUAUGCUUGUCCACUGUAGAGUUGCCAUAGUCAUGACUUGAUUCAUGUAGUGUUUGUUAUCUUUUUACGACAUGUUAUAGUCAACUUUGUAUUCAACUUUUAGUGUAUUCUAUACUUCAUUUAAAUUGCACCAAAAAGUCUAUAUCAUUAUACCUACACCAACUGUAUGUAAACCUUGAGCACAAAUCAAUGUUUAUACCCAAGUUUUGAGCCGGACAAAUGAAUUGAAGUAAUAUUUCGCAGUUCUCGCGUAUGUUCGUAAAAAUUUAAUUCAAAAUGCGCGCUCGUUAUAUUACAAGUACAAACUUCGCCUCUAGAAUCAGAAUUAAUGAGUUCCCAUGCACUUUCGGGCCCUGUUCACGGAGAACAAAAUUAGAAACGAUUACAGCGCAUGAUGGAGUAAUGAUCUUUUCAAGCGCAAAGUUGCUGCCACAUCACAAGAAUACUUUGCAAAAAGUAAGCGUGCAUUUUCGGAUGCUUUACUCGAUCUACGAUGGAGUUGUUCGAGCGCAAGGCAGGCGUCAUGAAAAAUCGCGAUCAGGUGCAGAUAAACUAGCCGAAUUUAUUCGGAAAUGCUUCGCGUCGGGAAAAAUUCCUGUGGUACUGAAAUGUUAAAAGGAUUGAGUUUGUUUUGUAUUGACUGUCUGUAAAUGUACAUGCUGUUUUUCUCCAACAGAAUCUUUUGAAAAGCUACUCACUUUCAAAUAGGUCAAGUCCAUUUGGGUAGCGUGUUUACCUUUUGCCCACUGGAAAUGCUAGGGCCAACCUAUCACAAUAGGUGGCAGAAGUGAAAGAACCAGGUUAAAAUGAAAGCAAGUGGUGCUAAUUUAGCUCUGUCUGGCCCCACAGUGUGCCUUUUGAUGACGGAGUUGGUGUCAUGGAUGGAAUAAAAAUUUCACACUAAAGAAGAUCUUCCCUCAGUAAAAGCGUUAUCUCCUUUGGUCAAUUUGAUCUACAUUUAGUGUCAGGACUUUAAACACCAACUUUACUGUUAAAACCAAUUGAGCAAGCGGUCCAUUUUGUAUUGGACUGUUAGCAUAGUCCUGCCACCAGCAGCAAUCAAUCCCUCAUUGACACCCCAUCUGUUGUUUACAAGCAGUCUUUAUUGUAUUCUCUAUCUGUAUAAUUCUACUUUAUUCUGUGUACUUUGCAUUUAUUCUCAUGUAAUAAUGAUUAUCAUAUGACUUAUUCUACUCUUAGAAGCACUUGAACAACAAAAGUUUUCAAUUCAUCUUAUGUUACAGUUCCAAAAACUUGUCUGAAUCCAAAGAUUUUGAUAUGUACGUGUAUGGUAUAAUCCCAAUUUAGUCUGGAGAAAAAAGAAAUUUAGUCAGUGUUAGUGUCAGUUUGAUACUAAUACCAGUUGGUGGUGUUUGGCUGUUUUGUUUGUGAGUGUAGCUUUAUGGUUCAAGCUCAUUUUCAGUCCGAGAACGCUUUGCCACUAAGAUGCGGUGAGCACUUGAUUCUUGCAAACCAUCCAAGUGAACAAGGAGACAACUCUCUCUCCCAAACAUGAAUUUGUAGGGCCAAGUUUUUGGGAUCAUUUCCAAACUCGAAUGCUCUCGGUCUCUCAAUGGGUGGAAGAAAACAUAAAGUUACAUAUCUGACCUGUCUGUCCCAAGUUGUAAUCUGACAAUUUUGUCUCUGGGGUUCAUUUUCACCACCCUGUGUUAGGAAUUGAUGUUCCAUUUGUUACAGGUAAAAGUGUGGAUAAUAGCAAAAAGGGAUAAGUUAAUAUGAAUCUCUCAAAAUAGUAACAUGGGUCAUGGUAGAAGGUCCAGUGGUGUAGCAGUAGACAGCAUUCCCAAACAGACCUAAGAGAAUUAUCAAACUCUCAGGAAUGCUGUACAUCACCAGCAAUAAUGUCCUCAAAGACUGCUUUGUUUUGUUAAAUCUUGGCUGGAUAGCUUUUAUAGUUGUAUGAAGUUAUCAAAGACUAUGAUAUUGAUAUUAUUGUGUACAAUGAAUAAUUCGAGCAUGCUAAUUUUUCCACAGAUUUCUUCUACAUUUUUACCCUGCUAAUGUGUUAAAGGUAAUAAAAAUAGAGAUUUCCGCUAUUGGCUAUUGUGGGAGAUAAGAAGUGGUUUGAUUUGAGACUGAUCCUGGGCUGUGUUGGUGCAGCUAAGUUAGUUGAGGUGCGAGUGUUUCUCGCAGGCGUAUUGCAGGUAAAAUAGACCUUUCUACAUGCGGCUCUCACCUGGCUUAAUUGCAUCAACACAGUUUAUUGUUCUUCUUGUUGUGAGGGAGAAAUUCAAACAAUGUUAAAGGUAACUCCACAUUUCAUAAAGGUAACUCCACAGGUCAUAUUCAGUGAUACACGUCAAAAGAAAGUCACGCUGAAUAGAGGGAAAAAAAAUUUAGGAAUGGCCUAAAUUAUCAUGAAAUAUCAGUUUUUUGCGGGGAAGUUGUAUUGAAUUUGAAAACGAUUGAAAUUAGAAAUUAUGCCUAUGACCAAAAAUGAAAUUAUAGAAAAGAAAUAUUUGACAAUGAUUCAAAUCUAUAAUGAAUUUAAUAACUAGUCGUACGAUUGUUUAUAGUGAUUAUGAAGCAUAGAAACUUUGGGUCCUUAGUUUUAAAUACAGGGUGGUUUCUAUAUUGGUGGUCUUAGCUUUUAUGUUUGUUACAUACAUUGAAUUCAAUUAGAUAUUGUCGGAGAGAUGUGUUCUUUUCUCAGUGCUUGGCUGCGGCUGUUUGAAAAAUAUUCGGUGGUUGUCCCAAUUUAAAAAGUGAUGGGUGCCUGUCAUUGACAAAAUGUUAUGGUAAUGAUGUUAUUUUUGACAUGGUUCAUGGUUACAAUAAUGACCACAAAGAUAUUGGGUGUGUUUUCGUAUGAAAUUUUAUUGCAAAAUUACCAUUCUUGAUAUUGAUUUUCUAUCUGAAAUGGUUAUGGAAAAGUCAUUCAUCUUUUAUGGCCAUUAUCGUGUACUGAAACAGAGCAACUAUACUAAAUUCCCUUCUACAUGUAUUUCUGAUGUGCUAGGUAGAUUUGAGAGGCUCACGAAUGACUGUGGUAUUCUGGUAGUAUACUCAGGCCUUUCAAUUACGUGGAAACCUCUACACCCUGUAGUUUUUUAGCCCAUUUUGGGGACAUGUUUUUUUGCUUUUUAGCUUAAUUUGGCGACAUUUCAUCGCGCCAAUUUGCCUGAACAGCGACGUCAUAAAUCAAAGUUAGUGACUGAUAUCACCCCAUACACCUGAAAAAUCAUAAUUUUAGGGUAAAACUAUAAAAUUAGGCCAUUUGGAUGAGAUUUGGUUAUGUUAGGGGUCAAAAAACGCUUCAGGGGGUCAUAUUAUUAAAAAAAAAAUAAAAAAUUUAGGGGACCUAAUUUGGGGACAUCCUGUACGGCCUACACCGUUAUACGGUGUAGGAAUCAUGUAAUUGAGAGGCCUGAUACUUGCUGAAACAUUGAACAAGGGCAUUUCUCUGCCUUUUGAAUUACUUUGCCAUUUUGUGCCAUGGAUUAUGGUGUUGAAGGUUUUUUUAAGCGCUAAGAAGACAUCUCUCUGACUAAUGAUGUAUCAUUAUGUGCAGCGUAUAAUUGUACUUAUAAAUGUAGUUUUAGUUGUGUUAGCUUGUUCUGUUGAUGAGACAGGAGGCCGUGAUAGAUUGGGUAAAAGGCUUUAAGCCAACAGUUGGUUUUUUGGGUGAUUUUCCUCUAAAGAACCAAACUGUUUAAAACUGUUUUUAAGAUAAGUUGGUUCAAUUGCAACUUAGAAAAGUGUAUAUAUUAUUUGGCCAGGCUUUUCAAUCAAAUUUUUAUCUUAAUAGAUAUGUGAUGAAAUUUGCUAAAAACCGCUAAUGAAGUACUGAGGAUUGAAACCCCACAAUCCUUCUUUAAAACCAUGGACUUAGCAUAUCAAGGCUUUAGAUUACGUAUACCAACCCACGCAGUUCUGGCUAUCUGUCAAAACUGCUGUUGCCUAAAGCAUCUUACACUUGAUGUGUUGAAAUUUUGGCCUUUGUCAUUGACCAAGUUUGAAACCGAGAAUGAAAUGAAAGUCGAAUUUAUUAUUUUAUCUUAUAUGAUCCAAGAAGUUACAUCAACAGGACAAACUAAGCAUACACAUCUUUGGAUUGUGUUCCCCAUAUCACAGAGAAUUGUUGUAGUUUGCCAUAUUGCUGAGGAAACAGAAGGAUGGAGUGCAAGUUUGUUCAGGGUGUCACAAAGUUAAGGUUUAGCUUGCUAAUUGAUUGAAUAUUUCUAGCAGUUCAGGAAUGCUAUGGCUUUUUUGGCAGUCUGUUGCCACUUUGCAUUUAGCAGGUGAUUUGGGAGGGCUUUAUUGGGUGAAAGUUGUCACAGACCUGUUUUAAUAUGGCGUACCCCUGGGUUGCAAAAACUCAGGGUGUCCUCUUAUUUACCUCAGAAUUGAUAUGUAGAAGGAUUGGCCAAUAAUUGUGCAAGACUGCCUUUCAGUGAAGUUUGAAAAUGGGUGUAUCUGUGAAUAGAAUGAAGAGAAACUGGGUUUGAUUGUCAAAACAAAGAAAGAAUUGUAAGUUUGACAGCAGUUAGAUUUAGAAUUCAAAAUUGAAUAUGUGCCAUUUGGGCAUCUGUAGUACAACUCUGCCAGUGGUCAACUGUUUAACUAUUUAAAACUGGAAGCUUGCUUUGAGAAAUUGCUUUGGGAGGAUAUUCAAUUCCGUGUAGACAUGGUAUGGAGUAAGAGUGUUUUUUCCUGAUUGACAGUUACCCUUGUAAGGACCUGUGUCUUCAAGAGGCUUUGGUAGGCCUUCAGCAAUUUUCCGCUGUAAUUGGCUAGUCAUCUGAUGGCUCAAGUGAGAGCGAUGUUUCCUUGAAGUGUGCAUGGAGUCCCUCGGUAACCAGACAUCCUCAGCAAUAUGGCAAACCCUCUCGCUGAUAUGGAGAACAGCAUCUGUGGGGUGAUAUAUCAUUAGUUACUAAGUGGUCGUGAUUUUCUCUCCCAUGUAUUGUGUAAUUUGUGAAUGAACUUGUGCCACUGAUUGUUAUAUGUAUUCUUAGCAUCACAACAUGUAUUGUGUAGAUCAUGUGCUUACUCAGCACAAUAAAAAAUUGUCAUGUUUGUAAAA